Penicillium waksmanii is the source of this 633-nucleotide messenger RNA. RefSeq lists its product as uncharacterized. Bases 1 to 633 code for a protein of 210 amino acids. The record is from RefSeq and is a predicted model, not a curated record. The transcript is spliced from 6 exons. Lineage: Eukaryota; Fungi; Ascomycota; Eurotiomycetes; Eurotiales; Aspergillaceae.
AUGUUCCUGUGCCCUACAGCAACCCAAGCGUCAAGCCUAACCGCUUAUCUGUCUAACUUUGAAUUCGAUUACUCGGGAAAGUCAACAGAAAAGCUUGAUUGGAGGACAUUUAUUGUGUUCGUUGCUCUUCAAUGCGCCGCUCCUUUCGUCGCUCUUCUUCUAUCGCUACCAGAAAAGGUACAGCGAGCCGAUGGUAAGAGGGUGAAGACAGCCGAAAGAAUUAGUACGGUUCAGGAGGUGAAAGAAGUUUUGAAGGUCCUUACCCGGAAAGACUUCCUCCUCGUACCCGCGCUCGACUGGGUUGAUCAUGGGUUUGGUCGAGGCUGGGCAUUCUAUGUCAUGAUGCAAGUAAACUUUACUUUGGCAUACAACUACGGAUAUUGGCUCGCGGGCUAUAUUGCCAAGGACCCUGCUGAAGUUGUUCGAUUGACGUCAAUUGUCCGUGCUGUUGAAGCUGCUGGGGGAGCUGUUGUAUCUGGAAUUAGCUCAACACAUGCGCCGCUUAUUGCCGCAUUGGGUCUCAACUUUGGAUUAUGGGGUCUUGCCGUGAUACCAACAUAUUUUGUCGCCCAAAAGGUUGGCCUAACCAGGGAGGAUGCUGACGUUGAGAAAGUGACAGUCCAUUCAGAUUAG